Alternaria hordeiaustralica is the source of this 2397-nucleotide messenger RNA. RefSeq lists its product as uncharacterized. The coding region runs from base 1 to 2397 and encodes 798 amino acids. The transcript has a single exon. Lineage: Eukaryota; Fungi; Ascomycota; Dothideomycetes; Pleosporales; Pleosporaceae. The record is from RefSeq and is a predicted model, not a curated record.
AUGCCGCCAAAAGGAAAAGAGAAAGCUACCUCGCCGUCACUUGACGAAACGCUUGGGGAGAUGGAUGAUGUGGGAACGGGUGACGACAGCGCUGAACUUAGGGCCAGUCAGGAUGCGGCACUAGCUUUGGCGAUGCAGCGAAAAGAGUAUGGCGAUCUUGAGCAAGUUCGGGAAGAUCAUAACGCUGAGUCCGAAGGAAUGGAAGAUGACUCUGAUGACUCACUCAACGAAUUGUUUAGAGACUCGCUCAACGACCCGCCUGAUGAUGUAGGUGAUGAAGAACAGCCCGACGACGCCCCAAUCGAUUCCGAAAAUGAUGCAGAGGAGCCAGCGCCUGCCGAACCCCCACCUCCCGUCCUGACGGCUGCUGAACAACAAGCGCAAGAUCGGGAACGAGCAGAUGCGAUCGUCGAUAUAGGCCAAAACUGGGGUCCAGACUUUGCCACGAUGGGAAACUGGAUAGCAGACAACAACUGGCUCCAGGGUAAAACAGACAAUCUGACAGAACAGAACUGUGAGAUCGACACAAUACGCGAGUUCCGACACUUGUCGGAGUUGACGAAGGGUCAAGGUCGAGAGAUAAUACACCAAAUUGAGCAGUUUUACCUGAUACGGUGGACCAAAGGACGCGAACGGCCUAUAGGCAAAUACUGGCACGAGAAACAGGUGAGCUUGCGCGAGGAUUUGAGAAGACUGCGUGAAGGGGAGUGGGUGAAGCCAGAGAAUGAGAAAAAGCCAAAGAAACGUAAGGGGAAAGCUGCGCGGAAGACGACACCCCGGAAGAGAGCGAAGACUAAGGCUAGCCGUCAAGAACCAGUUGAUGAAGAUGAUGAGGACACUUCCGACUCAUCUCCGGAUGAAAUACCAGCGAAGGAACCAAUCAAGAAGAAAGGUGGUAAGGGAAAGGGAAAGAAGGCGAACGAUGCAGAAACGACCGACAAGAACGGAAUUCCCAUUACCAGUAUAACAUCGGAAGCACAGAGAGACGCUGCACUCCGACGCAUAUAUCAUAACUGGCAGAUAAGCUCGCUGCACGGACACUUCCACUCGAGGCUGCACGAAGACGAUGUUAGCGACGACGAGCAUAUUGAAUGGAGCGUCAUCGAGCUGCUUCGCGACCUGUCAGAAGUUAGUGCUACCCACGCGCAGGGUGAAGAGAUCAGAGAGGAUCUCGAAGCACAUCUGAGAGAGAUGAACGAGUAUGACCUGGCGUCUCUCCAUCGUAGGAUAACAAUCACUGGUCAGGACUAUCAUACUGCGGCAGAGAGAAGAGCAAAGGAAGAAAAGGCAAGACGACGUCAGGAAGCGGCCGAAGAAAAACGCCAAAGGCUAGCUGCAGCGAACAACAAGGACAAUGGCGAAGGACCAGCAGCUGAAGCUGAAGAUGAAGAUGCUGAAAAGCGGCCAGCCAACGUUGCUGUAGCCCCAGCGCCAGUCGGCACGAGAUCAAACCGAGCUCAAAGUCAGCGAACCACCUCGCGCAGAACUAGAGCGAGUGUCGCAGCCGAAGCUCGUGAAAGGGCUCAAUUAGCAGGAAACAACUCUUCACAGUCACUGGUAGUCAAGCUGAAAGUACCUCCUGGCGCACUUCGAACAGAUGGGCCCUCAGCUGGCGACGCAUCAAGCGCCGCUCAGUCGGGCAGCAAAGCAAAGGCCGCGACUAGGGAUCGCUCGGCGUCUGCAGCUCAGCAGGAAGGAGGCGAAGUUGCUGAUCCGGAUGAUCUCGAGACACCAGCUCCUCCCCCAGAUGAGCAACAAGCUGAACAGGCAAAUUCAUUACUAGAGCAACAGCGGGAGCAACGGGUACCUUCGCCAACUCCAGCAUCACCCAACAUCCAACAAGACGAGCCCGAGCCCGUCCUCGCAAAUGACUCAGCGCCGCCAGAGCCCCAGCCAGGCCCCCAAGCACCACCGUCCCCAGCGCACGUUGAAUAUCAACAGCCCCUACACCCCCGCUACACCACACGUACCGAGGCUGAAUCAUUCGCACUGCGACUAGCCUGGGACGAAGUAUCCACCGAAGAAACGAGACUCGGGGUAUUGCGAGCUCGACGUGUGGUAGCUGCUCUUCAGAACGAAGAUGGGCUACAGCAAGACAUCCUAAGACUAAAUGUUACUGAGCAGGAACAUCGUCUUUCUCUGGCAUACGGGAGAGCGAUGCGUCUCGGAAGACCGCAGAGAGUGGGUGAGACGGUUGGGCUGGGUGAGGAGGAGCGCACGCAGAGACGGAGUGGUGAUGGCGGAGAUGUAGUAGAAGAGCGAGAGCAGAACCGGGAAGGGGGAGCUGGAGAGGGUGGAGAUCACGAAUCGGGCGCUAGGGAAGGAGAGGGUGAUGGAGAAGGUGACGAGUAUGGAGGAGAAGACAGGUCUAUUCCUACCGGUUCACGCAGGUCGUAG